Messenger RNA from Pseudozyma flocculosa PF-1, 1119 nucleotides. RefSeq lists its product as uncharacterized. Lineage: Eukaryota; Fungi; Basidiomycota; Ustilaginomycetes; Ustilaginales; Ustilaginaceae. Gene Ontology annotation, molecular function: transmembrane transporter activity. The record is from RefSeq and is a predicted model, not a curated record. Gene Ontology annotation, biological process: transmembrane transport. Bases 1 to 1119 code for a protein of 372 amino acids. The transcript has 6 exons.
AUGCUGCGGGACCCGCCGAAUCCGCCACACACAGCCGCCCUCGGCGGGCCUUCCGACGCUUUCGCCUCGGCCUUCGAGCUUGACUACCGCACAGUGGUCACGGCCGGGACUGCCUCUCUGGUGUCGACCGCCGCCUCCUUUCCCUUCGACAGCGUCAAGAGCCGUCUUCAGGUGCGAGACUACCCAAGCAUCUGGGCGUGCGCCAAGUCGGUGGUGCGGGAAGAGGGCGUGCGCGGCUUCUUCCGCGGCGUCACGAUACCGCUCAUCACCAUCUCGUUCGUCAGGACGUCUUCUUUCAGCAUCUACUUCAACACCAAAAACUACCUGCAUCACAGGGGAUACCUCAACAACCGCAACAGCCUUGUCGACACGGCGUUGGGCGGCAUGGCGGGCGGUGCGACCAGCGGCGUCAUCAUCAGCUGCGGCUCGGCGCCAUUUGAGCUGGUCAAGGUGCAACGGCAGCUCGAAUACCUCAUCGCCGUCCAAAAGGGGCUGGUGGCCAGCGCCGGACCCAACGGCGGUCGCACCUUUGUCCCGCAGUCUGGCUUCGCAGCCGCCUCCAACAUCUUCAAGAACCACGGCGGGCCAAAGGGCUUCUACAUGGGGUUCCCGCUACAUAUGAUGAGGGAUACGCUCGGAACAGCGCUCUACUUUGGCUUCUACGACACGAUACGGAAGCUCGUGUCUCGCCACUCGACGGGCGACUCGCGCACAGGGCCGCAGCUGUUUGGGCUACCGGGCCCCGUCGUCUCGUUCCUCUCGGGUUCCGCAGCGGGCAUCGCGUCGUGGCUGAUUGUGUACCCCGUCGACCUGAUCAAGACCAAGGUGCAGCGCGAUGCUCUGGCGGGCAACAAACGCCAGUUUACCGGGUGGCAGGUCUUUCUCCACAUGAUCCGCGAGAAGUCGGCGGCGGAACGGGCAAGCACUCCCGGUGGCGGCAGAGACACGCUGCUGCUUCGGUACCUCCGCCUCUACCGCGGCCUCGGCGUCAGCGUGCUGAGGAGCUUCAUCUCGCACGGCCUGACAUGGAUGCUCAUCGAGACCAUCUCGCAGCGCAUCUCGGAACGGACAGGCCGGCCCAUCAACUAUACGCCCGAUGCCAAGUCGGAGGAGGCGUGA